AUACAGUCAAAUUAUGCCGAAAAUAUUAAAAAGCCAUGAUCUCAUUAAACAACAAUUCUCAAUUCUGAACUACACCCUGUAACAAGACAUUAAUAGAUGUAAUUAUUCAGUGAUUUUUACAAAUCGAUUGCACAGAGAUGCAGCAGUCACCUUUUGAGAACAUAUUUAAUAUAAUAGGCGGUUUUUCGAAAGGAAAUGAAAAGCCCAUGAAACAUGGGUUUUACAACGCUUUUGCCUUUUUUAUUUUAACAAUUUGUUGUGUGGCAGUUUAUGUGUUAUUUCUCAUAUUAGAACCUUUCUUCAAACCUUUAUUAUGGGCCUUACUAGUUGGAUCGAUCCUCCAUCCUUACAAAUAUAAAUUAUCCAAGCAAAUAAAGUUAUGGUUCGAAGAUUUAGAAAAAUCCAACACUUCAGUUGUAUUUGGUUUGAUGGUAAUACCAGCUAAUGUUAUUAACUUUGCCUCAGAAACUGUAGGAAAUCAAUUUAAGGAACAUUACAAGACUAUCAUUGGACUGUUAUCGGCUAUAUUUAUAUUUCCAUGGCUGUACAACUCAAUUCCUCGGAGCUUGUGCUGCAUUUUCUGGCAAAUCACAAACUUCAUUGGAGUGUCAACAACAUUGCUAAUACAUUUAUGCACCUCCUAUGUGACUUUAACAUUUGCAUUAGCAUACAUCAUAAGUGUGUACACAUUAUGGUCACCAGAAAGAUCUGGAAUAUUCCGAGCCACCUCAUACCUUCUAUGGCUGGUUAUAACCAGUUAUGUAGCAAGUUUGUGUGGCUCAUACCAAGUGUACAUGUUUGUUCUAUUACAAAUUAUUGGUGUCACUGGUUUUGUGCUUGAAGUAUUACAUGUUCAUAAGGAGUUAUUACUGAAAGACCCUGAAGCUUCUGUCCUUCAAGCAUUACAAAAAGUAAUUAUGAAUAGCCACAGCGAUACAAAAGUAGACAUAAAAUCCGAAAUAACAGAAAGUAUUCCAGAGGAACCUAGCGAUAAAGAAUCAACACCAGAUAAAGAAAGUCCCAUCACUCCGGAAUCAGGUCCUAAAAGAGGCAGCUGGACUGGAAAUGACUCUACUCAGAGCUCUCCGAAACACGCUAAAAUCUUAUUUAAAACGAGAACUUUAUCUGCUCUCCCGCUGCCAAAUGUUAAAACAAAACCAUCAAUUGAAAAUCGAAUUUUAGCAUCGUUUAAACAAAGAUCUCUUGAUGAAAACUAUAUGAGGAACAGUUUCAAUAAUGAUGAUGAAUCCGCGAUAUAUUUCAAGCUUCUAUUCUUUGGCUGUUUCUGUAUGUUGGUUUGGAAACAUAUCUGGUUGUUACCAGUGAUGGUGUUUUUCUUAGGAAUACAUUUUAUAAAAUGGAUGCUCAAUUUCUUUGGUGUUUGGUUAUUCUUUGAGAACUACUACAAUAAUAUUAUGGCUAGAAUUAAGAACUGGUGGGGAGACAGGCAAUCUGCAUUACUACCUGCCCAUGUCCGUGGAGUAGGCAAGAUGCUGUCAAUCUGCAACCGCAGUGUGACAGAGAUGGCAUAUAGUUCUGUUGACACUGUAUCUUCUUGCAUUGUUAUAGUUGGUCUUAUAUUCUUUGUCACUGUUGCCGUCGUUUUCGUAUGCAUACAGAUAUAUUCAGAAGCGAUAGUAGUAGUACAACUGAGUGGUAGUCUGUUGAACAGUACCUUUGUUCAACACAGCCCACUGCAGAAGUAUUUGCCCGAAGGUUGGGAUGAAAAACUGGAUUCCCUCAUUGAUGACGCAUAUACAUAUGGAAGGGAAGGAAUAUCUACUGCAGUGAGGAGUAUCCUGAAGGAAGGUGAGCCGGAGAAGGUAGGUCGUGUGGAGACGCAGAUCCUGGAGCUAUGGGACCGCGUGUACCAGAGCUGGGUGUCGCUGCACUUCGCCGGGAAUGGCGGUAACGUCGGCCCACAAGUCGACGGCUCCGCUGUUCAAGACUCCUGGGACAGCUUUAUUACUAACGUCUCGCAUGCACCAGGGUUGUUCGAUUACUCGGGCAUAGUUUGCCAACAGACUGAGUGGAACUGUCCUAGUAAUAUACCAAGUGAUGUUGUUUAUAAUUGUGCCGCUGUUAGAGCUAAUGAAUUCGUUAUACAUUUAAGAGAUUUUUACACUGAUCAUAUAAGCUUGAUUGUACAGAAUUGCAAAGACUUAAAAGUGAUAAUCGAUUGUCCUGUUUUGCAAAGACCAUCGAGACUUCAGUCAAUUAAAAUCAAAAAUUGUGAUCGUCUUGAAUUUGCGACGCUUACACCAAAUUCUGCAAUUCAAACUCCGUCUGAUAUAACAUUGGAGAAUGUUAAAAAUAUUGUAAAUCUACCGAGGAAAUUUUUUAAAUCGCCAACCAAUGCUUUUGAAACAAAAUGCUUAGGAGCUGUUUUAAAGAAAAUCCGCGUUGCGAAUAGUAAAAUAUUUUCCAUAAAUACUAAAGCCGUUUAUAAUGUUAGUGGAGCGAGGAGUAUUGAAUUUGAUAAUGUGACAAUUACAAAUAUACAAACGCAAGCGAUAGAAAUUAUCGGCGGUGAUAAUAUAGCUUUUAUAAUGAACAAUUGUACCAUUGGUAAUUUAGAAUCGAAAAGCAUAACCGUUCAAAGUAGAAGUACAAUCAUAUCUAAUAAUGUUUUCAACGAUAUUGUUGCAAAUAGUAUUAACAUAACGUCAGAAAUAUUAAACGUUAAUAAAAAUAAUUUCAAGGAAAUACGAGCUAAUGGACUGAUGCUUACUUCAGCUAAAACAGAUUUCAAUGAUAACUAUAUUAAAGUACUUAAAAGCAACGCUUUGACAAAUGUUAAAUGCUUGAGAAGACGGAUGAAUAAGAAACAUUUUAAAUUCAUUAAAAAUAGAAUUGAAAAUGUCGAACCUUACGCCUUAAAUUUCGACUAUCAGAGUUGCAAAUCUAGUGGUUCCACGGUAAUAUAUCAAGAAAAUAAAUUAGAUUGCAGAUGUCGAAAUGUUGCAUAUCUAGCAUCUACAGCGAGAAACGAUUUACACGGUGUUAUAUUAAAUGUAUCGAAUUCCAAUACUUGUAUAUCAGCACCUUGUUCAUUGCCUAUUGAAGUUGUAAAAUUGUUAUUGGAAAGUGCAAUGUGUCAGAUAAACCUCGACGCUCAAGUCAUGUGUUUAUUAUAUAACGAUAGGCAUACAACUAAUUAUGAUAUAACAACCGACGAAGAUGUAACAGAACCAGCUCCAACGUUUUAUUUAAUAAGACAAGCGAAUGCUCCAAAAGGAGACGCGAGCGCAGCAAUGACGGCUAUAGAUAAAGAUAAUCUCUUAAAAGAUAGUCAUCUUAAUAUGACGAAUAGAACAACGAUCAAAGUUGUAUUUGAUUCAUCAAGAGAUUUCGUCGAAACAUUAAGGAGUACAAAAACGAGCUAUAAUAAACCAGAAGUACAGAAACCUCAAGCAAAAGAUGAAUAUGCAAGUGUUUGCACAGGACCUCAUUGUAGAAACACAGUCGCCUAUAAUAAACAGAAAGCUUUAGAGUUUUAUAAAUACAUGGCUAUAACUUCACGUCGUUCAUUCGUUACAGUUCUAGCCGCUAUUCUCGGAGCUGCCCCGUUCCUGGGGCCGUAUUUAGCAGGAAUCCCCGCCGCACUAGACGUGUGGCUGCAAGGCAGACCGAUGGCUGCAUUGCUCCUGCCUAUCGCACAGGCUGCGCCUAUCGCUUUCCUGGACGCCGCUGUUUACGCCGAGAUUAAAGACGGUGGUCACCCAUACGUCACCGGUCUAGCUAUAGCCGGUGGUAUAUUCUACCUCGGUCCUGAAGGAGCCAUCCUCGGCCCUCUACUUCUGUGCUGCCUUAUGGUCAUCCUCAACCUAUCUUCUACAUUCUUACGAGAUACACCUUCAGAAGAAACCGCCGCAUUGCAUUCAAGAGUCAGAUACGGUGCUUAUCUAUGAUCAUGUUGCAUGGAACUAACAUGAAGGAAUGGAUACUUCUAGAUGUAUGCAGGACGGUAUCUGUUCACUGGCAUGCUAUCGACUUAAAGUAACUGUAAAAGCUUUUGUACUGCUUUAAAUAACUUAAAUGACACCAAAUUAAAUUAAAUAUCGCUAUACUUUAUAUUUGUCAAUAUUCCCGUGCGGUUUU
Molecule: messenger RNA, 4101 nt
Organism: Papilio polytes (common Mormon)
Lineage: Eukaryota; Metazoa; Arthropoda; Insecta; Lepidoptera; Papilionidae
Exons: 13
Coding region: 138-3911 (1257 amino acids)
Source: RefSeq, a predicted model, not a curated record